AUGCGCGUGACCCGGUCGGCGAGAGUGCGGGAGGAGCUGGAUCGAGACGACUCGCCGGAGGUGCAGGAGGUAGCCGCAUGGAUAGGGGGGGUACUAGCGGAGGUUGCAGAGGUUGCGGAGGUUGAGGUUGAGGAGGUAGCCGCGGAGGUUGAGAAUCUAGCUGCGGAGGUUGAAGAGGUGGUUACGGAGGUAGCCGCGGAGGUAGGACGACCCGCGCAGAGAGAAUACGCGAAGGACAGCGGCGACGGCGGCGAACUGCGAAGUACUACGCGUGGACGGCUGGAUGGCCGUCGUGCGGAGAUGAAUGGCUCAGAUGGAAGCGGGACUCGUCGGAGUAAGCAGCUAGGGAAGGGAGGCGCGAACAGCGCCGAUGCUUCCGCUUCGCAACAGCCCGCUCACGUGUUGCAUCGAGAGCGAUCUUCGAGCUCGCCGGUUGACCUGGAAGUUGACGUGGCGGCGAGACGCCAAGCUGGAAUGGUGGAUUCGGAGGCUGCCGACGUGGCGGAGGAGGAACGUAUCGCUCGCGCCAUGAUGCGUCUCAGCAAGGGCAAAGAAAAAGUGGUUGAAAGCAGCAUGAAGUAUUGUGCCGAGUCAGACGAAUGCAUUCAGGAUUGGCAGGCUGCUGGACCGAGCACGCAGCCUUGUGCUCGGGAACGGGCCGAACGUGAAGAAGAUGCAGAACCUGCUGAUGUGGCGGAGCAGGAAAGUCUCUCUCGCGCAAGACGUCUAAGCAAGGGCAAGGAAAAAGUUGUUGAAAGCAGCAUGGACUAUCAUGCCGAGGCUGACGGUUACGAGUCAGACGAAUGUAUGCCGAGGCUGCAGGUGCAGCACUUCAUGACGUACGCGUCCAUCUAA
Closterium sp. Yama58-4 is the source of this 855-nucleotide messenger RNA. The record is from the annotation of a GenBank genome assembly. NCBI's taxonomy places the organism in Eukaryota, Viridiplantae, Streptophyta, Zygnematophyceae, Desmidiales, Closteriaceae.